Molecule: messenger RNA, 2064 nt
Organism: Scaptodrosophila lebanonensis
Lineage: Eukaryota; Metazoa; Arthropoda; Insecta; Diptera; Drosophilidae
Gene: Ir68a
Exons: 7
Coding region: 1-2064 (687 amino acids)
Cellular component (GO): membrane
Molecular function (GO): ligand-gated monoatomic ion channel activity
Source: RefSeq, a predicted model, not a curated record
AUGCGCUUGUUGGCGCUCUCGGCCUGCCUUUGCCUCACAGCUGCAGCGAAUUGGACAAACUUUAUGCCUCGCUCCCCCCUAGAGGACUAUCGGGAUAGUCUCAGGCUGUUGCUCCAGAAACUUCUGUGGACGGCGCAUGUGAAGAGCUGCUUUGCAAUCAUCACCGAUGAUCUACACUUUGCAAUAUACGAACGCUCCCUCUUCGAAGCUGCGAGCCGCCAUCCACUGCCCUACUAUAUGGUCCAGCUCGAGGACUCCGAGGACUUGCUGCAGCCACCAGAUGGGAUUGAGAGCGUACUGCGCGCCAUAAAGGCCUACGAUUGUGACUUGCAUGUGAUGACCUUCCUGAAUGGCGGUCAGUUGAAGCGCCUUCUCCGCUUUGUCUACGACAGCAGGUCCUUGAACACUCACCGUAAGUUUAUCCUGCUGUAUGAUGAACGUCUCUUCGACGAGGAUAUGCUGCACAUAUGGAGUGCCUUGGUCGACAGUGUGUUCCUUCAACGCAACACUGACAAUAGUUUCAGCCUAUCGACAAUUGCCUAUCCGGGUAUUCUGAGUGGAUUCUUGGUGAUCAAGCAGUUGGGUAAUUGGGAGACCGGAAGAAGCAUCGACAGCAAACGUCUAUUCAAGAACAAAAGGGACAACCUAAAUGGAGCUCAGCUGCCCGUCGCCAUUAUGGAACAUGUGCCAAUGGUGCAGUUGGUAGCUGCCACCAGUAGUUACCAGGGUGUGGAAAUCGAAAUCAUGACCGCCUUGGCCAAAGCCCUUAAUUUUCAGCCAAUGUACUAUCAGCUGAAUGAGACCGAUUUCACCGAUUCGGCGGAGAAUGGAACCCGUGCGAUCGUAAUUGGUGAAGUGGCCAAUCAUAAUGCACGAUUCGCAAUUGGUGAUCUGCAUUUGUUUCUGACAUAUUUAGAUUACAUUGAGCUCAGCUAUCCGCACAAUUUUGAAUGUUUGACAUUUCUGACUCCGGAAUCUUCGACCGACACCUCGUGGGAGACCUUCACACUACCCUUCAGCGCUGAGAUGUGGGCAGGCGUAAUGCUCUCCCUCUUUGUCGUAGGCACUAUCUUUUAUAUCAUCUCCUACCUCCAUUCCUCAAUCAUGGACCCUGAGGAAUCCACAAAGGCAGCUACAACUUUUUUCGGCUGCCUUCGAAAGCGUCGGAAGUCCUUCUUCGAUGAACGCCAAUUCCGAAGCGUGAGUUUUCGCAUCGCUUUGACCCGUCGCCGAUCUAAGCUGGUUAUGCCACGCGAUAUCUUCGAUAACUAUGCCAGCUGCAUUCUGCUAACCUAUAGCAUGUUGUUGUAUGUGUCUUUGCCCCGCAUGCCCUACAAUUGGCCGCUGCGCGUACUCACCGGUUGGUACUGGCUAUACUGCCUCUUGCUGGUGGCAAUAUAUCGGGCAAGCUUUACAGCCAUUUUGGCCAAUCCAGUGGCGAGGGUUACUAUCGACACUCUGCAGGAUCUUGUAAAUGCCCGCAUACCACCCACCACGGGAGCGGCUGAGAACAAAAACUUUUUCCUGAAUUCCAGCGACGAAAUCGCUCAAAAAUUGGGCGAUAAAAUGGAGAUAGUGGAACUUAGUGCUGAUCUGACCGCUCGCAUUGAAAGAGGUCAGUGCGCGUACUACGACAACGAAUAUUUUUUGCGCUACAUGCGUGUGGGAGACGAGGAACGGGGUGUGGGCUUCACAGCUCUGCACAUAAUGCGUGAAUGCGUCGUCUAUAUGCCUGUAGUAUUGGGUAUGGAGAAGAACUCGGCCCUGAAGCCACACGUUGACAACUACAUAAUGCGUUUGAGUGAGGGUGGUCUCAUUUCCAAGUGGCUGAGGGACAGCAUUAAUCGUUUACCUGCCGAGGAGGAAGCACCUCAGGAGGCUCUAAUGAAUCUACACAAGUUCUGGAGUUCGUUUGGCGCCCUAGCCAUCGGAUACUUUCUUGCCUGUUGCGCAAUAUUUGCAGAACGUUGGCAUUUCAAGAAAGUGGUGAUGAAACAUCCCAUGUAUGAUGCUUACAAUCCCAGCUUGUAUUACAAUUUUAAGCGUCGAUAUCCAGAUUUAUAG